Penicillium riverlandense is the source of this 1095-nucleotide messenger RNA. RefSeq lists its product as uncharacterized. The record is from RefSeq and is a predicted model, not a curated record. Lineage: Eukaryota; Fungi; Ascomycota; Eurotiomycetes; Eurotiales; Aspergillaceae. The transcript is spliced from 5 exons. The coding region runs from base 1 to 1095 and encodes 364 amino acids.
AUGCUUCCUUUGGGGGGCCGCAGCACAGCGAUCUUCGUCGUCACGACUAUUUUUCUGGGUAUCUCGUUCAUUUCCGUCUCCCUACGAUGCUUUGUCCGGCUUUGGAUCGUGAGGGCCUUUGGCUGGGACGAUGCCAUGAUGGUUUUUGCAAUGAUGUUGAAUAUACUGUUUGCCGUGUGCGGCAUCAUCGGCGCUCUGUACGGAAUAGGCCAGAAGUUUGCCCCUCUCUUUGCGCGAGGGACUACCGAAGCAGCGAUGUUUUGGUGGUGGCUCGGUCAAUGCAGCUACGUCUGGGUAGUUGUAAUAGCCAGAUUAGCCAUCGCCAUGGCCCUCCUCCGUCUAACAGUCUCCCAUGUGCACCGGCUCAUCCUGUACGCAUCCAUAGGGGUGACAUCGAUCGUCAGCAUCGUUUUCUGGUUCAUGUUGACGCUGCAGUGUCAACCGGUCUCGUAUUUCUGGCAACGAGUUCGGCUGAUCAAUGAUCCGAUGACCCCCAUCCACGGUUCUUGUAUGAAUCUCAACCGCAUCAUCGCAAUGGCCUAUGUCUAUAGCGGCACCGCCGCUGCCUGCGAUUUUACUCUGGGCCUCUUGCCCUUUUGGAUCGUAUGGAAGCUGCAGAUGAAUAGAGGCACUAAGGCCGCAUUGGCCGGCAUUCUGGGCAUGGGUUGCGUUGCCAGCGCUGCCGUAAUUAUCCGCAUCCCAUACCUCAAGGACUACAAUGACCCCGAUUUCUUAUACGCAACCGCCAACAUCUCCAUCUGGUCUAACAUCGAAGCCAGCCUGGGCAUCGCGGCAGGCAGUAUGGUCACUGUGCGCCCACUGUCCCGCUGGUUCCGUGACUCUAGGAACCCUAGAUAUCGCAUGCGCGCCGACCGCACGCCGAUUGUCUUGAGCGCGGUGCGGUCCGCUUCGUCAUCGGCUCCGCAAUACUGGCGUUCGGACAUCGAACCGGAAGGCGUGCUCACUACAGUCCAGACCUCGGAUCAACCAUAUCGCAUUAGCAGCCAGGAAACAUUGAAUCCUCACGAGGAUGAGCUUUACCAUGGCGUGAACGUGCGCAGGAUGUUUGUCGUCUCAGCAAACGCUAAGACGUAG